AUGGACUCGGCACGAGAGAAAAAUGAAUAUUUGGGACAGGGGACUUUUGUACAAACAGGAAUCGUUGAGGCAGUUGAUGAUGGCAAAAACAGGUCAGAAGUAAGCGCCAAUUGGAGAACUCGAGAUGCGGCAUUGGUAGCUUCUGGCCAUCAGCAGACUGUCUCUUGGAGUCGGCCCCUGUGUGUGCCAACCAAAUGUGGUCCUUGGAUUUCAACAUCAUCACUGCGCUGA
Auxenochlorella protothecoides is the source of this 231-nucleotide messenger RNA. RefSeq lists its product as hypothetical. Lineage: Eukaryota; Viridiplantae; Chlorophyta; Trebouxiophyceae; Chlorellales; Chlorellaceae. The transcript has a single exon. The record is from RefSeq and is a predicted model, not a curated record. The coding region runs from base 1 to 231 and encodes 76 amino acids.